Molecule: messenger RNA, 240 nt
Organism: Funneliformis geosporum
Lineage: Eukaryota; Fungi; Glomeromycota; Glomeromycetes; Glomerales; Glomeraceae
Source: the annotation of a GenBank genome assembly
AUGAGAGCAGCAAAAGUAGUUGUGAAGGUGACGGUUGAAGUAGUGUUGGUGGAGAGUAACACGAUUAUAGGUUCUUUUAUUACUGUAAAGCAGUGGAUGGGAUAUACAUUAGUGGAUGUAGUGGAUGUGUUCGUGAAACUUACGGUAACUGUAGACGUAGUGACAAUUGUAGUUGGUGCCGCGACGGUAUGGCAUUGCGUAGCAGAUGUUGGUAAUGAGAAAAAAAAUACAUCAAAAUAA